Molecule: messenger RNA, 1248 nt
Organism: Gasterosteus aculeatus aculeatus (three-spined stickleback)
Lineage: Eukaryota; Metazoa; Chordata; Actinopteri; Perciformes; Gasterosteidae
Source: RefSeq, a predicted model, not a curated record
CCCCCUCUCACUGGACUCAAACUGGCAGUGAACUCACGCACAUGCGUGAGCUUCGCCGAGGCUCGGUCGGAAAGAGACACUCGGGCGGCUCGGGCUUUGGAAAAAGUGGGACUUCCGCUGGUUUUCUGUCCCUGUCUUUUUUUUUUUUUUUGGUGGACUAUUAGAUGAGAGCAGAGGAAAUCUCAGCCCCAGUCUCCUCCAGCACUGACCACCAAGCACCACUAUUGGGCUGCAUCCAUGACUUUACAUACCUGGCUGGUGUAUAGGCUUGGAUUUAUCUUGGUUUGGGCACUCUACUUGAAACAGGUCCAGGGCCUGCAGUGCUAUGGCUGCAACAUCAUCCAGGGCCAGAGGUACGUGGACGUGGGCUGCUCCAACCCAGAGGUCAUCACCUGCACCCACUCGCACAAAGGCUUCAAACACCGCUUCUGCAUCAAGACGGAGAGCACGGCCCUGGGAAUCCUCCUGACCAGUGGUUGUGCCACAUCCAGACACUGCCAGCAACAUGAGCUGCCGGGGGUGCGCAUCCACUGCUGUGACUCGGACCUGUGUAACAGCGCCGCCUCCUGGCACCCGGGCGCACUGCACUACAUCGGUGCCCUUUUCGGCCUCUUGCUGCUGAGGAUGUGGUUGUGAUAUGGAGUCAGUCUGGAGAGGGACAUAAAACCAGUGGACUAUGAGGGGUGGGGGGGGUUACUGGCGAGCACCUUAAAAUAGAAGCUUUGGUUACACUGUUACCUUGGAUUUACACUUUACAAAAAUAACCUUGUGAAUAUGUUGCAAAAUAACUACAAAGCAGCUUGCAGUCAUCCGUGACUUUUUUGUGCAGAUCCACUUACUUAAAUGUAGCGUGAGGUACAGUGUAUAGGAUGCUUAAGAACCAUUUGUUGCCAUUAAAGAAAGAUCUUAGAGUCAUAAUGUCAGUUCACGCCUCGUAUCAGAUACACAGACGUGAUAAUAAAGGCUUACAUACUUGAACAGUAAGACAUAAAGGAUAUUUGACUUGUUAUGCAGUUCAUAUUUUUUCUCAAGAUCAGAUCUUUGUUGUGCAGUAUUUUCUUUUAAAGUCACCGUCAUUAUUUACUUUGCAAAGGUUAAUAUAUUUUUUUUAGAUUGCUGUUCAGUUGUUCCCAUGGUUGGGAAAGCACACUGCAUGUGGUUGUAUGUGAAAUUGUAAACAUAUUGUACAGUGAAAGCAUGUUAUGUUGUUAAUUACUGAAUUAAAAUGUUUCAUAUUUUUUUAAUGUG